AUGGAGGGUUUUAUAGGAAAGCACUGGAAAUUCCCUACAGGCCUUGAUCAGAAUGUAAAUAAUCUGAAGAGAAAAAGGGAGGAACUAAAUGGUCAGAAAGAAGACAUAGCAUCAAGAAUUAAAGCCGAGCUGCAUCCAAGAAAGAAAGUCAAGAAAGAGGUUGAGCUAUGGUUGGAAAAUGUUGAAAGGGUAAAUGGUGAAAUAAAGAACCUAGAAUCAGACGCACUUGGACCUACCAGCUUUUACUCACGUGCUUUCCUUAGAAAAAAUGUUUGUAAGAAGAUGGAAGAAGUUGAAGAACUUAUUGAAAAGGGUAGAUUUUCUGAUGGUUAG
Messenger RNA from Durio zibethinus, 333 nucleotides. Lineage: Eukaryota; Viridiplantae; Streptophyta; Magnoliopsida; Malvales; Malvaceae. The record is from RefSeq and is a predicted model, not a curated record.